Chara braunii is the source of this 735-nucleotide messenger RNA. The record is from the annotation of a GenBank genome assembly. Lineage: Eukaryota; Viridiplantae; Streptophyta; Charophyceae; Charales; Characeae.
CGGAUCGGUCAAUCCGCCACGAGAUCAUCCUCGAAGCCUGGGCCGUACCUCCGCGUGGUUGCAUCUACCGCAUGAGCGAGGAAGAGUUAAGUGUGUUACGGGCACAACUCGACGACCUUCUCGAGAAAGGCUGGAUUCGGCCUAGCUCUUCGCCAUACGGUGCCCCCAUUCUCUUCGUCCGGAAGAAGAACAAGGAUUUGCGGUUGUGCAUCGAUUAUUGUAAGCUCAACACGCAAACUGUAAAGAACGUCGGCCCUCUUCCGCGCAUCGACGACCUCCUCGAACGGCUGGGCGGCGCCAAGUUCUUCUCCAAGCUUGACCUCAAAUCGGGAUAUCACCAACUGGAGAUCCGGCAGGAGGACCGCUACAAGACCGCGUUUAAGACGCGAUAUGGGCAUUUCGAAUGGUUGGUUAUGCCUUUUGGCCUUACGAAUGCCCCGGCCACAUUCCAAGCGGCUAUGAUAACGGAGUUCCGACACAUGCUGGAUAGAUUCGCACUUAUCUACCUCGACGACAUCUUGGUGUACAACCAGAGUUUGGACGAGCAUGUGGAGCACCUGCGCACCAUUUUGAAGCGGCUACGACAAGCCAAGUACAAAGGCAACCACGACAAAUGCGAUUCGCGCGGCAAGAGCUAGAGUACUUGGAAGAUUAUGUGACGCCACAAGGCAUCCGUCUGCUUGCGGACAAGAUCGAGGUCAUCCGCGUAUGGCCCGAGCCCACCAACACCACAGA